CUCUGGUAUUCUGGAUGCCCUUGUGUUGAAUAUAUAUUUAAAAAAAUAAUAAUACAUAAAUCCAAAGAAGGAACAUACUACAUUUUUUACUUCGUUUUGCGCAAGGAUUAAUUUAUCCACCGUCCUGCUCUCAACAUUGUGUUUGGUCUCCUUGCAAAGGGUCACUCUUGGGAAAAAUCGACCCAAUCUUGUGGCACUCCUGACACACUUGGAAGAUUUGUGGACUGCGGAGGUUUGGUGAAUUAGGACACGCGGACGGACAACUGCGGUUUUUAUGCGUGACUGAAGACCACAAACACGGACUGUUGCUGCAAGAACUGACGGAGAAAUAACAAACAAUCAACUCAAAACAUGAGCUGCGCAAUGUUGCGACACGCGCUCGCUUUGCUGCUGGCGUUGCUCUGGAAAGGGCCCAGUGGAGCUCAGGCGGCCGAGUUCGGACACUUGCCCGACAACAUUACCGUCCUGGAAGGGGAAAGCGUGGUUUUGAGAUGCAAGAUAGACGAGGAGGUCACUCACAAGGCGUGGUUGAACCGCUCCAACAUCUUAUUUACGGGCACAGAUAAGUGGUCUCUGGACUCCCGCGUCUCUCUGGAGAACAACAACAACAGCGACUUCUCCAUUAGGAUUGAGAGAGUGAUGGUGGCGGACGAGGGACCCUACACAUGCAGCUUCCAGGCCAGAAACAAGCCCCGGACGGCCCACGUCUAUCUUAUUGUUCAGGUGCCGGCACGGAUAGUGAACAUCUCGCAGGAUAAAUCUGUGAAUGAGGGCGAAGAUGUCAACCUGUUUUGUCUGGCGGUCGGCAGACCAGAGCCCACCAUCACCUGGAAGGACUUUAAAUACGGUCUCCUGAACGAAGGAGAGUUUCUAGAGAUCACAGAAAUCAAGCGGCAUCAAGCGGAGGAUUUUGAAUGCAUCACCAAUAACGGCGUGGCGCCUCCAGACACACGCAAGGUCAAGGUUACUGUCAACUAUCCACCAAUAAUCACAGACGUGAAGAACAUGCCUGCCCAGGUUGGGAAGACUGCAAUCUUGCGCUGUGAAGCCAUGGCAGUGCCCACCGCAUCCUUUGAGUGGUACAGAGAUGACCGAAGGCCGGUAGAGAGCGAUAACACUCUGAAGAUUAAAAACGAGAAAACACGAUCCCUGCUGCUCUUCACCAACGUCACAGAAAAACACUUUGGCAACUACACCUGUUUCGCCUCCAACCGCCUCGGGGCUUCCAACGCCAGCAUGCUUCUCUUCAGGCCCGGAGCGGUGUAUGGCGGAGCGGCGUCGCUGAACGGUCGUUUAUCAGGAGUGGGUCUGUGGUUCUGCCUCUCCAUCUCCGUUCUGAUGAAGGUCUAAAACUCUCCCGCUUCGGAAGGAGUCUUUAAAAUACGAACCCAUCACUGUGAACAAAAAGAAAUUAUGCAUUAAUCCAGGAGCCAUCGCUACAUUACUCGGUCAUCCCUUCCUCUUCCCCGUUCACGCCCCGGUCGCUUCAUCAUCAUCACCACCGCUUCAUUUCCCGGUUUUUAACGUCCAGAAACUCGAUGUGUGUGAUGCAAAAAAAAAAAAAAAGAAAAAAAAUGUGAGCGACGAGUUUGCGUGGCCUGAUGUGCGUGCUGGACAUGCCGGUCGUAAAAACGCCGAAGGGUUGGCGAUGUUCGGGUGACCCUUUCGGGGAAAAAAAGCCGUUUCACCAGCGGGCCCUUUGGAGCCGAGAGAUCUGAGCUGAACGGUGGUGCUUUCGUAGCUGCGGUGAAUGAAUGAUGUCAAACCACUUGUUUUCGUUCCAGCAGGAGGGGCCGCUUCAUCUCAGGCCACCUCGUUUGCGUUCGUUUGGGCUCUCGACCCAAAGCAAACAUCCGACCCGCGUCCAGCCUUCAUAUUGUCCCCAGUCUGUCCAUCACUCAGUGUAAAUAUAUAUGCAGUAGAGGCCACUCAAAAAACCACAUCUCCCAUCAGCCUCUCUGUUUCAGCGUUUCGGUAUGGAGGAUAUCGCUGCCUUUAAGUCCCACCGGAAUGCUCGUGUUUACCAAAUGAGCAUGCGUUCGCCUUUUAUUAGUGUUCAUGCACUUUUUGUUGCGCUUCUUGGGAAGUUAAAGCAAGUAGAUCUAGUGUUGAACAUUAAACACAUUUGGACACUUUCUGGUUGUCGGAUGUUAGUUAAUAUAAAAUCGACUACAGUCGUAGAUUCAUUCAUCGGCUAAUAACCAUGCAAAGUGAUCACUGAUUUUUAGCGUUUUAGUUUUACAUUCGAACGUUAAACGAAAGCGUAAGUAGGAGCUUUCCGACAAGACUUGAAGGCAGCGGACGUUUCUGGCGUCUCCUGCCCUGAAACAGCUCAUCGAACUUCUUGUUGCUUGUGGAUAGCAUGUACCGGUUAGAAAUGUCCCUCUUGUGACCUCACUUCCUGCACCGACCCCGUUUUAACCCCCUGCACUGUGUACAUUUUAAUCUGCAAGGUUAACUGCUAUUACUUUUUUGGUGUUAAUAAUGAUUAUAACGAAGAUGAUGAUGAUGAUGAUAAUGAUGAUGAUGUUAAUAAGUAUUUGAAUAAAUAUGAUAGUAAUUCCAUGUGAGAUAAAAAAAAAAAAUACGUCAGAGCUGACCGCAAGCCAUGUGUGUGAAAAUAUUUUCUACUAAAAAAAAAA
Molecule: messenger RNA, 2642 nt
Organism: Danio rerio (zebrafish)
Lineage: Eukaryota; Metazoa; Chordata; Actinopteri; Cypriniformes; Danionidae
Gene: iglon5
Product: IgLON family member 5
Source: RefSeq, marked provisional